AUGAAGCUCUCGCCUUCAACCAGACAGCGAGAUCUCGCAAUACUGUCCUCGAUCCUUCGCAUCUCGAAUCCAGUAUGCUCAAACUGUGCUGCGUCAAAAAGUCACGACCGGUCACCGCGACCGUCGUCCCAUCGAGCCUUUUCAGUCCUCAAUCGGCCACCUCCAAACUACCCAGGCCAUGUUCCUCUGACCGGCGUCGAGCGAGUCGGGCUUGCAGUUGGCAGUGCAAUCACGUCCCUUCUCAACCCAUAUCGGCACGACAUGGUUGCCGCACUAGGUGAAGCCACGGCACAACCCUUCUUCAUCUCGUGGCUACGAAAGAGAAUGCUCUCCGACCCGACGGGAAGGCGAAUUCUUCGAGACAGACCACGCAUCACAUCGAAGACUAUGUCGUUGGAAUUUCUCCGAAAACUGCCAGAAAACACUGUAGGGAGGACAUAUGCCGCAUGGCUAGACCGCGAGGGCGUCACGCCUGAUACAAGAGACGCAGUGCGCUACAUUGAUGACGAGGAGGAAGCGUAUGUUAUGCAACGCUACCGCGAGUGUCACGACUUCUACCACGCUGUGACAGGUUUGCCGGUCUGGGUCGAAGGGGAAUUGGGAUUGAAAGCGUUCGAGUUUGCCAACACUGGACUACCAAUGACGGGCCUCAGCCUUGCGGCCAUCAUCCGACUCAAACCCUCCGAACGCCAGAGGAUGCUCCAGAUCUUCCUGCCUUGGGCAUUUGCCAAUGGCUGGCGCAGCAAGGACCUGAUCAAUGUGUACUGGGAAGAAGAGCUCGAAACUGAUGUCGCUGAGCUGCGAAAGAGGCUGGGUAUCGAGCAACCGCCGGACCUGAGGCUAAUUCGGAGGAAACUGAGAGAUGAGAGGCGUGCCGCGAAGGAGGCUGCAGAAGUGAAAACGGCUCCAUCAUAG
This is a messenger RNA of Exophiala oligosperma, 915 nucleotides long. Its product is annotated as ubiquinone biosynthesis protein coq4, mitochondrial. Lineage: Eukaryota; Fungi; Ascomycota; Eurotiomycetes; Chaetothyriales; Herpotrichiellaceae. The transcript has a single exon. Gene Ontology annotation, biological process: ubiquinone biosynthetic process. Gene Ontology annotation, cellular component: mitochondrial inner membrane; mitochondrion. Bases 1 to 915 code for a protein of 304 amino acids. The record is from RefSeq and is a predicted model, not a curated record.